AACCUUCCACAUUUGUCUCAAACCUUCAUUGCUCUUUCUAGAAUGGCAGAAACAGAGAACUACUCUGCUCCUGAGGAAACUCAAGAUUUCUUGAGCUCAGACGGCUUAGAACCACCUCCUUACACUUUUGAAGAUACGCAAACAGAUCCCACUCCAGCAUGCGAGCCUCCAGCAUACUACCCACCUGAUUCAGGACCUUCCAUUGAUCCCACAGAGGAAUAUCAACCUGAACCACAUGAUGGAGACCCAGGUUGUGAUAAAGACACAACAGAAUCCACUCCUGAGCUGGCAUCAUCACCAUUUGAUGAUAAAACAGUCAGGAGAGCUUUUAUCAGGAAGGUGUUUGGCCUCGUCACCCUGCAGCUGGUGGUGACCUUCAGCAUCGUGUCUGUGUUCACAUUCUCCAGUGUAGUGAAGAAAGCGGUGCAGUCUAACAUCUGGAUCUACGUCAGCUCCGUUAUAAUCUUCCUGGUGGUCAGUUUGAGUUUGAUCUGGAGCAGGUCCUUCAGUCGGAAGCAUCCCUGGAAUCUGGUGGGACUGGCAGUGGUCACACUCAGCCUUUCCUUUAUGACGGGCACCGUCGCCUCUUUCCACGACUCCACAGCUGUGGUCAUCGCUAUGGGAGCCACUCUGGCUAUCUCCUUUUCUAUCAUCCUCUUCUCCAUCCAGAAUUGCGUGAGCUUCACAGUUUGUUACGGAGCCCUACUGGUGAUUUUGGUGGACCUAGUCAUGUUUUUGAUCUUCUGCACAUUCUACUACAACAACGUCCUGCAGAUCGUCUAUGGAUGUCUGGGAGCUCUGCUCUUUGCACUGUUUCUCAGCGUGGACUGCAUGAUGGUGGUCAGCCUGGGUCGCUACGGCCUGGACCCUGAGGAGUAUGUGUUUGCCGCCCUCAUCAUCUACCUGGACGUCGUCAUGAUCUUCCUUUACAUACUGGGGAAGAGAUGAACACCUGGGAGAACCUCAACCUGAUGCACCCGAACACACACAUUCAGGGGUCAAAUGAGAGAGGACUGGGUGGCACCCAAGACUUCUGUCAUUCGAACCCUCCACACACCGCCAAACCUAGGUCAAUUACUCAAAUCAAUAAGGUGUUUCUAAGGCAGGGGUUUUCAACCGGGGAUCCGCAGCCGCCUGGUGGUCAGCGUGGGCAUUGCAGGGGUUCGGCGACAAGCCUAUGUUGAUCAGUCCACCAUUGAUUUUUAUUUAUUUAUUUAUAUUUUAUUAGUGUCAGAAUCUCACAUAUUAAAAUGUUUCAGAUUCUAUGUAUAUUGUGUUAGGUUUUUAAGUAGAUAUAUCUAGAUUUGUUUGAGGUUUUUAAAUGAAAGCAACAUGGAAAACCAAAUGUUCCUUAUCCACAUGCACGCACACACACACACAUGGGCACGCGCGCGCAGGCACAUCAGUGGGCCGCGGAUUACUUUCUAAUACUAAUGGUGGUCCCUGGGACAAAACCAGUUGAAAACCCCUGUUCUAAGGGAUUGAGGUACAUAUAAUUCAUGUUACAGUUGAAUCCUUUUAGACUCAUCCAGUGGACUAAAGUGCACUGAAGUAUUUGACAGUUGCA
Molecule: messenger RNA, 1567 nt
Organism: Hypomesus transpacificus
Lineage: Eukaryota; Metazoa; Chordata; Actinopteri; Osmeriformes; Osmeridae
Product: protein lifeguard 1
Exons: 6
Coding region: 43-948 (301 amino acids)
Biological process (GO): negative regulation of apoptotic signaling pathway
Cellular component (GO): Golgi apparatus; membrane; endoplasmic reticulum
Source: RefSeq, a predicted model, not a curated record